GUGAUUCAUGCGGUGGUUGCUAAGAUACUAGAAAACGCUUCUCCAAUCCCGGGAAUCUGCUCAGCUGGGGGGGAAAAAAGAAGAGUUAAAAAAAAUCAAUGUAAGUUUAUUACUUCGGAUAUAUUGAUCUCCAGUCACCAUCCACCCUUGCAUUAAUUAGAAGUGACUGUUCUGGCCUUUGCAAGUGAGCAGCAUGGAGAUUGUCUAUGUUUACGUGAAGAAACGCAGCGAAUUUGGACGACAAUGCAACUUUUCCGACAGAAUGGCGGAGAUCAAUGUAGACAUUCAACCAGAUCCAGUGCUAGCUAUGAAUUUUAUUGAAAGAGACCCCAUUGAUACUGGAGUACAAUGUGCCAGUGACAUGUCAGAGCAUGAGGUAAACACAGAAAGGUUUGAAAUGGAAACUCGAGGCAUUAACCACGUAGAAGGCGGCUGGCCUAAAGAUGUCAACCCACUGGAAAUGGAACAGACCAUUCGCUUCCGGAAGAAAGUGGAGAAAGAUGAGAACUAUAUCAAUGUCAUUACACAGCUUGGCAGUCUGAUGGAUCAUUGCAUCAAACAGAAUAAUGCCAUCAAUAUCUAUGAAGAGUACUUUGAGGAAGAGGAGAUGGCAGGAGUUACCGAUGAGUCUCCUUCAGCAAAAACAAUCAAUGUCUUCAGGGACCCAAAUCCAAUCAAAAGAACAGCCACACAUCUCUCCUGGCACCCUGACAGAAGCCGAAAGCUGGCAGUAGCAUAUUCGUGCCUGGAAUUCCAGCGGUGUUUGGCAGACAUGAGCUAUGACUCGUACAUUUGGGAUCUUGAAAUCCCCAACAAACCAGAAAUGGCCUUCCGCCCCGCCUCGCCUCUCGUCUGCUUGGAAUACAACCCCAAAGACUCACAUAUUCUGAUUGGAGGGUGCUACAAUGGCCAGAUUGCUUACUGGGAUACCCGUAAAGGAGGGCUGCCAGUGGAACUGACCACAGUUGAGCUUGGUCACCGUGAUCCGGUGUACAAUGUGAUCUGGCUACAGUCAAAAACUGGAACUGAUUGCUUCUCCGGCUCUACAGAUGGGCAGGUCAUGUGGUGGGACAUUCGUAAACUAUCCGAACCAACUGAGACAUUGGUGAUGGACAUCAGUAGGAAAAGCAUCUUGGAAAAUGCUCUAGGAGCCAUUUCACUGGAAUUUGAACCAACCAUGCCAACCAAGUUCAUGGUGGGAACAGAACAAGGAAUCGUGAUUUCUUGCAACCGCAAGGCCAAGACUCCUGCUGAAAAAAUUGUCUGCACAUUCAGUGGCCACCAUGGGCCCAUCUAUUCUCUGUCCAGGAAUCCUUUCUAUCCCAAGAACUUUUUGACAGUGGGGGACUGGACUGCCCGCAUCUGGUCAGAAGAGAGCAGAGAGUCAUCAAUCAUGUGGACUAAAUACCAUAUGGCGUACCUCACGGAUGGGUGCUGGAGCACUACUCGGCCAGCUGUUUUCUUCACCACCAAGAUGGAUGGCACCCUUGAUGUCUGGGACUUUCUCUUCAAACAGAACGACCCUACACUCAGCUUGAAGGUCUGUGAUGAUCCUCUCUUCAGCCUACGUUUACAGGACAAUGGCCGUUUCAUUGGCUGUGGUUCAAAACUAGGCACGGUGACAUUACUGGAGGUUUCUUCUGGCCUCUGCACCCUGCAACGGAAUGAGAAGAACUUGGCUUCAGCAAUGUUUGAGCGAGAGACAAAACGGGAAAAGAUUCUGGAAGCACGGCACCGUGAAAUGCGGCUCAAAGAGAGGACCAAGGCAGAGGGAAAGGAAGAGGAUGCCAAAGAGGAAGUCGAGGAGGAGAAGCCUGAGGAGACCUUGGAGCGUGUGCAGAAGGAGUUUUUUGAAAUCAUUGAAGGAGAGCUCCGGCGCAGGGAGCGAGCCAGGGCCAAGCUAAAAUCUAUUGUGGACCAGGGUGAAGAUGCAGAAGAAGAAGAUGAUGAAAUUGUCCUCCAAAAGGAGGAAAAAGAGGAAGAAGAGGAAGAAGAGGAAUGAACACUUAAGUUCCUGCAUAGAAUUUAUUUGCUUCCCUUUUUGACUUCGUUCUCUUUUUAGUAUUUUUCUACACAACAG
Pogona vitticeps (central bearded dragon) is the source of this 2080-nucleotide messenger RNA. It is a transcript of the gene DNAI2, whose product is annotated as dynein axonemal intermediate chain 2. Gene Ontology annotation, biological process: outer dynein arm assembly; cilium movement. Gene Ontology annotation, cellular component: outer dynein arm. Lineage: Eukaryota; Metazoa; Chordata; Lepidosauria; Squamata; Agamidae. Gene Ontology annotation, molecular function: dynein light chain binding; dynein heavy chain binding. The record is from RefSeq and is a predicted model, not a curated record.